UUUAGGACAAAAACCUCGCUGUUAGUUGAAGAAGAUUUUUGGAUUUCUGCUAGAAUCUUGUGUUUAUUAUGGAAGAGCCCAAUUUAUCAGAAAUUGAAAUAAAAUCUAAGUCCUCUCUCGCAUCAAAAUCAACUUUAACAACUAGCAAAGAUCAUCUCAAUUGUUUGAAAUGCGACACUUCUUUCGAGUUCACCUUGGACAAAGGAAAAGACGAUUAUUUAGCUCAUUUGUUCCGCACUCACAGAUUGGUCAUAGCUGAUGUUGACGACAUUGCUGAUCUUCAUGGGUAUCUCACAUUUUGGAUCGAUAAGUUCAAAGACCACUCUCUGGAAGAGUAUUGCACUACAAUGCUAUUGGAUCAAUUGCCAGACGGGACAAUAUCCAAAAACGAGAAAUACUACCUUCUAAGUGAUAUUCUUCCCCAAGACUUUGAGCUGCGUAAGAGAUUACAUCAACUUCGUCUUGAAAAGGCUCUGGCCAAACACCAAUUCGAAAGAACUGAUCGAGAAUUCUCAAAAGAAUGCCUCUACUGUCGCGAUGUCAUUCACGGGUUGCGUUCCGAAUUCCUUGAACAUCUCUUCACGAAGCAUUUCCUUCAACUGGGAAAACCAGAAAAUCUUGUAUACGUCGAUGAGCUCCUCGAAAAAGUUCAAUCCAGUUUGGAGAACCUUAUUUGUUUGUACUGUGAAAAAGUAUUCAAAGAUCGUGUCACACUCAAAGAACACAUGAGGAAAAAAGGUCACAAACGAAUCAACCCAAAUAAUCACGCAUAUGAUCGAUUCUUCCUCAUCAAUUACCGCACCGAAAAACCCAAACACACCAAAAGCCUCGAACAAAGUCGCAGGAAUGCAAUACGACAGCAGCGACAACAAAAAGACUCCAAAGAAGACAGCAAGCUUGAUAAUACAAUUCUUAGCAGUGAGGAUUCGGAUUCAGAUUGGUUCGAAUGGGACAGUGAUAAACUUCCGAUUGCAUGUCUCUUCUGUCCCAAAACCGACCCAGAUCUGCAAGCUCUGAAAAAACAUAUGCUCGAAGAGCAUCAAUUGAAUUUCGAGGAAGCGACUCGUAGCUUGAAUUUCUACCAGAAAGUCAAAGCUAUCAAUUAUGUCCGCAGACAGAUUCACAUUCUGCGUUGUGUUACGUGCAAUUGUAGGUGUGAAACAACAGAGCAACUGUUGGAGCACAUGUCGGGCGAUAAACAUUACAGCUUAGGAACUCGUACUCAGUGGGAUAAGCCAGAAUUCUUUUUCCCCACAUUCGAGGAUGACGGCCUGCUGUGCGUACUCGAUGAUGGCAAUGACAAUGAGGAGGACGAAUCUAUGGUGCGGAUUAUUUCUGAGGAUUCCCUUGUGAAAAUCAACAAAGAUGCAGAGCAAUUAUCUUUAGAAAGCUUUAAUCUUCCAUAAUUAUAAAAAGUAAAUAAAAAAAAUCGAAUGUGUAUAUUUAUACAUCAAAACUUUA
This is a messenger RNA of Eupeodes corollae, 1461 nucleotides long. Its product is annotated as zinc finger protein 277. Lineage: Eukaryota; Metazoa; Arthropoda; Insecta; Diptera; Syrphidae. Bases 69 to 1406 code for a protein of 445 amino acids. The transcript is spliced from 2 exons. The record is from RefSeq and is a predicted model, not a curated record.